AUGAGUCAAUCGUUGUCUGUUCCUCCGUUUUUCGACGGAAGUAAUUAUGCAUAUUGGAAGGUUAGGAUGCGUGCAUUCCUUAAGUCCUUAGAUGAGCAUGUUUGGAUUAGUGUUCAAAAUGGAUGGAAACCUCCCUCUAUUAUCGUAUCAGGAAACAUUCACCUUACUGACAUAUCUGUGUGGACUAAAGAUGAAUUGGCUGCUUGUAAUUGGAAUAGUAAGGGAAUUCAUGCAUUAUUCAUGGCUCUAUCUCCAGAAGAGUUUAGGAGAGUCUCUAUGUGCGAAACUGCUAAAGAGUCACUUAGGGAUGAGGAAAUUGCAUACUUUGUUAAGAAAUUUCAAAAUGUCCUCAAUAAUAGGAGAAAGCCUCAGGAUAGAAAGAGUGGAGCCCCUAGCAGAUUCACAAAAGAUAAAAUUGAGAAAGUUAACAAUAAAGGGUCAAGUGAGAAGCCACGUUUGGUUAGAUGUCAUGAGUGUCAAGGAAUAGGUCACUAUAGGAAUGAAUGUCCUAGCUAUAAGAAAAAUCAAAGAAAAGGGAAAGGUAAGGCCUUAGUUGUCUCUCUUACUGAUAAUGAAUUUGAGACCAGUGAUAGGCAGGAAUCCUCUAGUAGUGACGAUGAAGGAAAUUAUAUGGCAUUUGUGGCUACUGUGAAGAGUGAAUCUAAUAAGGAAAGUGACAAGGUUGAGGAAGAACAUUCAAACGAUAAUUUAGGUAAUGAGGAUGAGGAUGAGGAUGGCAUAGACUUACAAGAAGCGUAUCAACAGUUGUUUAAGGAGAGUCUUAAAAUAAAGAAGGUCAAUAAAGCCCUGCUUAAAAAGGUUGACGAACUUGAAAGGGAAAAAGAGAAACUGGGUAGUAAGCUUCAGGAGUCACUUAAGAGUGGUAGUGAGUUAAAAUGUGUCAAUGAGAAAUUGGAAGACAAGGUUAAGAGUUUAACUAGUGAAUUGGAGAAAUCUAAUGCUCAUCUUCAGACAUUCAUAAGUGGAACUAAGAAAUUACAUAACCUAUUGGGAAUGAAUAAGCCAGUAGGAGACAAGAGAGGUCUAGGAUAUGUUGAGGGUAAUACAACUAUCGCUGGACCAUCUAAGACUGUCUUCGUGGCUGCCUCUAAGUCUAAUGCUAUUAGGAGUCCAAGUAAGGGUAAGAGUGUUCCUAGGGAACAGAGUCAGCAAUCACAUAGGAACAUCAGGACUAGGUACCCACAGACACGUACCUUUGAGCCUAGGUUCAUUCCCACCUACCACCACUGUGGUGCUCUAGGACACACUAGGCCUAGAUGUUACAAGUUAGGCAAUGAGCGUAUAAGUCAAAACAUUCCUAGUCAAGUUAGCUUUCUGUCUAAUCAGGUGAGUCACUUGACUGAGAUGCUUACUAGGCUAACUAAGAGUACGUUGUCAUCUAAAAAGGUUUGGGUCAAAAAGAGUGAUCGAGGUAGACCUUCAGGUCUAGAAAACUGUUUUGUUGCUCAUGUUGCUUUAAAGGCUCAAAAUUCUAAUAUGUGGUACCUGGAUAGUGCAUGCUCUAGACAUAUGUGUGGUAAUAAAUCUCUGUUUACUACUGUUGAUGAAUGUAAUGGUGGUAUGAAGAGAUGUACCGUAUAUGAUUCAUCCGGUGGGGUAGUCCUUGAAGGGGUUAGGACAUCUGACAAUUGUUAUGGGAUAUUACCUAAUUCUAACUAUAUGUGUAGGAGUGCUAAAAUCGAU
Molecule: messenger RNA, 1704 nt
Organism: Olea europaea var. sylvestris
Lineage: Eukaryota; Viridiplantae; Streptophyta; Magnoliopsida; Lamiales; Oleaceae
Exons: 3
Molecular function (GO): zinc ion binding; nucleic acid binding
Source: RefSeq, a predicted model, not a curated record